AUGACGCGAACCAAAGCGGUUCCCACGGCUAAGAGACCACUCGAUGGUGAUGUGGUCAGUGAUGUCAUCGUUGUGUCCGACACUGACUCCGAAGAGGAGGUGAUUAUUCAGCCGACGAAGAAACUGAAGACAAAUAAGAGCCGUAAGAGUCAACACGAGUACGAGUUCUCAGUCCACGAAGACUUUGAAGACUUCUUAAGCGACUCCAACUUCUUCCUUACCAUUCAUUAUCUUAAUAAACCGGAUGGGGUCGUGGAAGCGGUUCCCACAACAAGUCAUUGUCUUUUGGGAUCAUUUAGUAUUGAGUUAUUGCCACAAAACUCUUCGGAUAAUAGCAGUUGUCUGUCCAUUGACUCAAUAAACAAGCGAUUGGUUUACAUAUAUGUAUCUCAAGAGCUGUUCCGGUAUUGUCUUUAUUACGAGUGCAACGAAUCGAUGUCCGGAAAGCACGUCUUCGUGAACAUGAAGUCCGACAAUGAGUUUAAAGACAUUGGUUUGGAUUUUAUUCAGGCCUUGAAUUCACAUCACUUUCAUUUGACCACUAAUUUGUCGAUCAAUGAUAAUAACAUUGGCGUCAAUGUGUGGCUCCAGAAGUCGGCGCUCAAACACCUGUCAUACCAUUCGCAGACAUUUCUUAAACCCAAUUAUGAAGCGCUGGAACUAAUGAACCACUUCUACGAUAUUCCCAAACCUAUUGAAAUGAAUGAUUCAAAUAAAGAGAUAUCCAAAGAAAGUGUCGAAGAAUUAUACGCGAAGAUUAAGACUAAACACAACGAAACUAAGGAUAGUCUGCAACGGUUUGAUGUCCAGCACCGGUCCCUCUAUCCCACUCUUAGGCCCUAUCAGGUCGACGCUGUCCAAUGGAUGCUAAAUAGAGAGCACAUCCAAUCCAUUGGUUCCCAUCAGAUGUUAUACGAGACUGUUAUGACAAUUGAUGGCAAAUCUAUUAAUUACAACAAAUAUUUGGGUUAUUUUAUUGACGACAGAAGUGAUCCCAAGAACUAUAUAUACGGCAUCUCUCGGAGCGGAAUACUGGCCGAUGAGAUGGGUUUAGGAAAGACUAUUGAAGUGCUCUCUUGUAUUCUCGCAAAUCCCAGACCAGUCAUCAGUGGUUUGAAUGACAACUUCAGUGAAUAUAAUAAACUGGAUCUAAUUGACUGGUCCUCUAGCGGACAUUCUUGGGAAUGGUUUGCAUGCGUUUGCGGUCUUAUAUCUAACGUAAGAAAGUAUCGAAAGAAAAAACUCGUACUUUUCGACCAAAUCACUGAAAAUGAUGACAACGAUAGCGAUGACACCGAAGUGGACGACGAAUAUGCGGAACAAAUGGAUGAAAAACUAAUGGAUUACUCAAAGAUAAUGGACACCCGUCGACGUAAACGGCGUGAAAAGCGAUUCAAUGAGAAAGUGUUGGUCCGGUGUCGCGGUUGCGGUUCAUACCAACACGCGGUUUGUGUCAACUAUAACACCGCAACCCUUAGGCCAUACUUUUGCGGCCACUGCUGGGCCAGGGAUACCAUGAAACGGCUCGACUCGAGAGCCACACUAAUAGUGAGCCCGCGAUCUAUUAGCCAUCAAUGGCAGGACGAGAUCACCAAACAUGUCGACUGCUCUCAACUCAAUAUAUUUGUCUACGAAGGCGUCAAAUCGGCCAAAGGUUAUGUCCAACCCUUUGAUUUGGCGGACAAUGACAUAGUGCUCACCACUUACGAGACGUUGAGGUCUGAAAUCGAUUUCGUAGACCUCCAUCACUCCAAUCGGUUCCGUAAUCCCAAGCGCUUCAACUCGACGCCAUCGCCACUACUGGCCAUAAACUGGUGGCGCGUAUGUCUGGAUGAGGCGCAGAUGGUUGAGAGCGCGUCCGCCAAAACGGCACAAAUGGCGCACAGACUCAACGGUUUGCAUCGCUGGGCGAUCACCGGAACUCCUAUUCAGCGAUCAAUUGACGACAUCUACGGUUUGCUUCUGUUUAUAGGCGAAGAGCCCUUUCAUGAGAAGCACUUUUGGGAUAAAAUGCUUUACUUUCCAUAUUCUUGUGGCAAUUACGAGCCAAUGGUCACAGCGUUGAGUAAAUGUUUUUGGCGGACAUCCAAACAGGAAGUGUGGGAACAGUUGGGAAUUCCCGUUCAGAAGACAACCGUAUCGACACUGAAGUUCUCUCCCGCCUGUUGUCAUCCGCAAGCAGUUCGCGGAAAGUUUGUUCCCAUUUCCAAGAAAACGCUUACAAUGGAGGAGCUCUUGAAGGAUAUGAUUAAGAAUACGCAAUACGAGUGCGAAGAGGAGCACCGGAAGAUCAUAUCUGCCGUCAACGGAAUGGCAGGCAUUCAUAUAAUUGAAAAAGACUACGAGAAAGCGAUUGAGUUUUAUAGGCGAGCCUUGAAUUCCAUAGAGACAUAUAAAGCCAAAGACCUCUUCAGAACUGAUAAAUUACAACAAAUCCAUACUUUGCAUAAUUUGGCCGAAAUUAUGGAGUUGUGUGGCGUGAGACAGAAGGACAGGGAGUCCGGAGAAUACUAUAAUAAAGAGAAUGAGAAACAGACAACGGAAAUAACAUUAAGCGUAGACUUUGGGCGCACACUACGGGACGAGUACUUGAAUUACGAAUCAAAACAAUUACAUAACGAAUAUUUGGCUAAAGGGACGGUCAGUGUGGCCGAAGUGACCAAACAGUUGAAUCCAUUGGAGGAAACUGUGGAACAAUUAGAAGAUUCAUUCCAAACCUCCCAACAACAACCCUGGUGGAAGUUGGCCAUUGAUUAUCUUAAGGCCACGGAUGAAGAGCACAAUCUGAUUACACGCGUAAAAGACGUGUUAGAAGCGCACGAUAUGAGGGGACGGUUAGGCGAGGAACAACUGUCGAAGUUUGUGUCCAUUUCGGACAAAUUCAAUGAGUCUUCGGGUCUGAAGUAUAUUUUGGACAAAUGUUUGCGUGAAUUACAUCACUCGCGAAGUGUUUUGAGACAACGUGUCAAGAGUUUGAGCCCAAAGCCCACCGAUUUAGAGCUGAAUCAGGCCAUCGACUGUCACCUGAGGCCUGAACGCGACAAAGAGGGCAACAGAGCUAAUAGUGUCGUGAAAUGUAAAUACUGUUUAAUACACGAGAUGUUCAACGACUACGAGAAGAAACUCUAUUACUUCAGCGUUGAAGAGAAGUCCGAAGAGUCGGGCUGUAAGUCGGCGGCGCUUAUGGAGAAACUGAGACGUGGCACGUGGGGUGACAGCGAAACCGAGCAGUCGCUCAAAGAAAUCAAUAAAUUGUUUCGUCUGAGAGCUGAUCCCAAGUCGUCUCAACACACAGAUGUCAUAGAAGACGGACAAAACCACUUAAAACUAUUGGAAGCCAUGAAAAAGGAGUUCCGAGGCCUGCGAGCCAUUUGGAUAGAGAUCUACGACUACAUUGCACUCAUCGAUGAGCUAAAUAUGGCUACAAUUAGACUCCGAUUACGAUAUCCGGAUGAACCCAAGCCUAAAGAGACGAUUACUUAUAUACUCGAAGCAAACGAAGUUCAGAAUCAGUUAAUAGUGUUGCGUUCGGAUGAGGUGAUCGCCAAGAAUGCACUGCAAUACCGAUUAUCGCGUUUGUAUUAUUUGAAUAAUUUAUCGAAAGACGAGUCUAAGAGGAAAGGCGGUCACAACCCAGAGCUGUGUCCCAUAUGUCACUACCAGAUGGGCGAGCAGUGGUCUGUCCUUCAAUGCGGUCACAGUCUGUGUGUGAAGUGUUUGGAUAUCAUGUUAAGCGAGUACUCGAGGAAAGAGAAGACGGGGGUUACCAUACAGUGCGCGAUGUGUAGAGAGCACUGUCCCGUCGCCGCCAUCUUAUACGUGAACUCCACGAAUGCCCCCAAAGACGACAACCAAAUGGAAGUGAUCGGCAGUUGGUCCACAAAAGUGGAAGAAGUGGUUCGGUGUCUGUUGACUAUAGCGGCCGACGACCCGACCGCCAAAACACUGGUGUUCUCGACGUGGGCUGACGUCCUUCAGCUCAUAUCCAACGCUUUGGUCGACAAUCACUUUAAUCACUGUUUUAUCGCACAUUCGGCCAAAUUUAGCCAAAAGAUCGAUGCGUUUAAACAAAACCCAGAAAUCAAAGCCCUGUUAAUGCAAAUAGAUUUGGGCGCCAAAGGGCUGAACCUAAUAGAGGCCACUCAUGUGGUUCUGGUGGAGCCCACACUCAAUAAGGCUAACGAACUGCAGGCCGUGGGACGGGUGCACCGAAUCGGACAAACAAAGCCCACUUUUGUACAUAAGUUUAUUGUCGAGAAUACUAUUGAGGAACGCAUUUCUGGUAUGUAUUCAAGCGAUGGCCCGACCGAUGGACCCCUUUCCCCACAAUUGGGACAGACAUCGGAGCACGCGUUCAUUACAUUGAAUCAAAUGAAACACCUCUUUGAUGGCAAUUGAGGUUUAAAUCUAAUUUUAUUUGAAUUUAUUAAUUAUGACCACAUUUUAAACGACUAAUUAAAUUCAGACAACACUUUGUAAGUGUCUCUAAAUGAUGU
This is a messenger RNA of Oppiella nova, 4496 nucleotides long. Lineage: Eukaryota; Metazoa; Arthropoda; Arachnida; Sarcoptiformes; Oppiidae. The record is from the annotation of a GenBank genome assembly.